This is a messenger RNA of Erinaceus europaeus (western European hedgehog), 4385 nucleotides long. RefSeq names its product synaptotagmin 11 (gene SYT11). Gene Ontology annotation, molecular function: SNARE binding; phosphatidylserine binding; calcium-dependent phospholipid binding. The transcript has 4 exons. The record is from RefSeq and is a predicted model, not a curated record. The coding region runs from base 249 to 1544 and encodes 431 amino acids. Gene Ontology annotation, cellular component: membrane; axon; synapse. NCBI's taxonomy places the organism in Eukaryota, Metazoa, Chordata, Mammalia, Eulipotyphla, Erinaceidae. Gene Ontology annotation, biological process: calcium-ion regulated exocytosis; regulation of dopamine secretion; cellular response to calcium ion.
AAGGUGGAGCCUACCUCGCAUCAGGACCAGUCUGGCUGCACCUGCAUCCUUAGCUCAGAGCAUCCCUGGAGCAUCUUAAGAAACGAACGCAGCUGGCAAUCAGGGACCAGACCGUCGCAGUCGGAUAUCUUCUCCCUUCCCUGACCUGGCGCCCUACAGAGGGGGAUCCUAGUAUUGAACAGGGAGGGGGUCCCAGAGUCUUCUGACCAUUGCAAAAGCGUUAAUAGCAAAUAGCCUCUGAUUACGACAUGGCUGAGAUCACCAAUAUCCGACCUAGCUUUGAUGUGUCACCGGUGGUGGCUGGCCUCAUCGGAGCCUCCGUGCUGGUGGUGUGCGUGUCAGUGACUGUCUUCGUGUGGACCUGUUGCCACCAGCAGGCAGAGAGGAAACACAAAACCCCACCAUACAAGUUCAUCCACAUGCUCAAAGGCAUCAGCAUCUACCCAGAAACCCUCAGCAAUAAGAAGAAGAUCAUCAAAGUGCGGAGAGACAAAGACGGACCUGGGAGGGAAGGGGGACGAGGGAAGGUGUCAGUGGAUGCGGCAGAGGCUGGCCUGCUGGGCCAGGACAAGAACCCUAGGGGCUCCAGCUCUGGAGCCCGCAUGGACCAGCUCCCCAUCAAAGUGGAUUAUGGGGAGGAACUGAGGAGCCCUGUGGCCAGCCUGACCCCUGGGGAGAGUAAGUCCACCUCUCCAUCCUCACCCGAGGAGGAGGUACUGCUGGGCUCACUUAUCUUCUCAGUGGACUACAACUUCCCCAAGAAAGCCCUGGUGGUGACCAUCCAGGAGGCCCACGGGCUGCCGGUGAUGGAUGACCAGACCCAGGGUUCCGACCCCUACAUCAAAAUGACCAUCCUGCCAGACAAACGGCACCGUGUGAAGACCCGUGUGCUGCGAAAAACCCUGGACCCCGUGUUCGAUGAGACCUUCACCUUCUAUGGCAUCCCCUACAGCCAGCUGCAGGACCUGGUGCUGCACUUCCUUGUGCUCAGCUUUGAUCGCUUCUCCCGAGAUGACGUCAUAGGAGAGGUCAUGGUGCCCCUGGCAGGGGUUGACCCCAGCACAGGCAAGGUGCAGCUGACCAGAGACAUCAUCAAGAGGAACAUCCAGAAGUGCAUUAGCAGAGGGGAGCUCCAGGUGUCUCUGUCCUAUCAGCCGGUGGCCCAGAGAAUGACAGUGGUGGUUCUCAAAGCCAGACACUUGCCGAAGAUGGAUAUCACCGGUCUCUCAGGUAAUCCUUAUGUCAAGGUGAACGUCUACUAUGGCAGAAAGCGUAUCGCCAAGAAGAAAACCCAUGUGAAGAAGUGCACUUUGAACCCAGUCUUCAAUGAGUCUUUCAUCUAUGACAUCCCCACUGACCUCCUGCCUGACAUCAGCAUCGAGUUCCUGGUCAUCGACUUUGACCGCACCACCAAGAAUGAGGUGGUGGGCCGGCUGAUCCUGGGAGCACACAGCGUCACGGCUAGCGGUGCUGAGCACUGGAGGGAGGUCUGCGACAGCCCCCGAAAGGCUGUAACCAAGUGGCACAGCCUGAGCGAGUACUAACCUGCCCCCUGGCCUCUCACCUAGGGCUGGUGGGUAUGGACUACAAACCUCACUUUAGCUGUAGGAGAAAAUUUCUUACCAGAUGAGACCCACCCAGAACACCCCACACAACUGCGCUUCGGUUCUUAGCGAUGAUGGUUUCCUUCCUCUGCAAGGCACUAGAGAUUCUUUCCUUUUUUUUUAAUGGGGGAAAAAAAGAGGGAGGGAGAGCAGGGAAAAACCUCUCUCCUAGUCUAUAUAUAACAAUGUAACCUUGUUGCAUGUCUAAUACAAACUGAAGCAAUUAGCCUAACUGCCAAUAUCAACCUACAGAGUUUAAUCCAUGAAACAAAAAUCGUGUUUUGCGCCGAAUUGUCUGCUGGUGACCUGGAAUCGGCCUCUUCUUUCCUUUUUUUUUUAAUUUUCUUUUUUUAUUGGGCUUCUCUGGAGAGUGACUCCCCUCCCCACCCCUUGCAGAAGAAUAUUUUGCUCUUGUAAAACCUCCUGUUUUUGUCACACACCCUGCCAUUUUCCCUCCCUCUUAUCUCUCACAUUUCUGUCCUUUGGCAGAGCUUGGGGGCCCUAAGGCAGAGAACAAAGAUGGCAUCCAUGGAUCAGGAUGUGGGGUGUGCUGGCUAGUUAAAAGGGGAGGGACAGCCUGUAGUGGGUGUGGGCCAAAGCUCACACUCACCACAGAUAUGCUCUGUGGUGUUCAGGUGACAUUUUUAGGUGACUUCUCUAAACAAGAGAGAGCUCUAGCGACUUGGAAUUCAGUUGCAAGGAUGACAUCCAGCUGACUCCAAAUCCUCUUUGUGGGUCUGAGGGCAAGAAGAGCAGAAAGAGCUUGUCUGGUGGGUUAGAAUGGGGUUCAGAGGGUGAAACUGACCUUUGUUUCCCCAGAGAUACUUUAGAGAGUCUUCUCAUAUCUUCUGCCUGGCACAUUUUGCUUCCUGGGAGAAGUGUUGUCAGAGCUUUCUUCUUCCUUCUUCAGCUCUCCAGUAAGUCCUGUUAAAAUGAAUGAGGCUUAAAUCUCACUUAGAGAUGUCUUAAAGGACUUUCUUUCUCGCUACCCCCCCCCCAUUUUUUUUUUUUUUAAACUAGAGCUCUGCUCAGUUCUGGUUUAUGGUGUUGCUAGAGAUUGAACCUGGGACCACUGAUGCCUCAGGCAUGAAAGUCUUUUCACAUCAUCAUUAUGCUGUCUCCUCAGCCCAGGACAUCCUUUCUUUCCAAACUAAUCCUUCAGGGCUCAGGAGUCAGGGCAUGAGCUCAGAAACCCGUCUUCUGACAGUAUGUAUCUCUGGCUGGCCCAGUCUAAUGAAGAACUCACAGAAGCAGCAGCAGCAGGGACCAAGGUCAGGGAGACAGAAGAAAGUCCACAUCCAUAUGAGAGCACCAGGCUUUGAACUUGCUUCCCGGGAGGGGGGUUGCAAAGCUGAAUCUCCUUGGAGAGACCAGUGACUGUUGCCUUUGAUGUCCCCUUAGUUCCUGUGGCUUUAAAGCCAAUCUGCCACCUCAUCCUUUGAUUCUCGUUUUGAAUCUGAACUCUCGACUCUGCACACACCUAGGACCCUAUCAUCUGAUUCACCCCAUCAGUAGCAUUUACCCCUCUUGCUUUGAUCCUAUAGCCUCACCCCAUGGAAUGUAAAUACUGUAUCAUACAUAGAAGAGAUUUUUUUUUGUUCAGUUGUUUUCUAAAAAAUAUGCAUUUUAAGAUAGUUUCAUGUUGAUCUGACAGGAGCAUUCUGAAGCCCCAGUUAGGAAUAAAAUAAAAUAAAGUAACUAAAUGGUUCCUCUUCAUCGCCUUAACGUCUAAAGAUCAGAAAUUGCUGAGCAACCCAUAUGCACUUCCUUCCCAGAAACAAUGCCCAAGCAACUGUCGGAGCUGGUCUGCUCUGUGCCCUGCUGUGUGUGCCUACCUAGCUCCUCCAAAUGGACGGAUGGACAGAUGGGUGGGGGAAGACAGCCUUUCCCACUCCUCUCCCCCCUCUCCUUGUAGCUUUAUUCCUUGCAUCCUCUGGGUCUACUGAGCAGUGAGUGGGUGGUAAGGUGAUGGGGUAGGGGGAACUGCUGUCCUGGAAGCUGGGAUGAAAGUGUCCAGGGUCCCUCCCACCUCCUCCCUUGGGUAUGAUCCAUCAUGGCCUUGAUUUUUGCUGUCUCAAAGUUUCUUAUGACUUUGGCUUUCACAGACCAGCUCCUUCCAGAGUUAACUGCUAAGUCUCCCCCCCCCCCCCAGGAGGAAUGCCUUUCCCCUACCCCAGCCCCGCAAGAGUCAGCAGAAAGACAAGAGAGCCACAGCCUGGCUUUUGCACAAGGCACAGGAAUAGGUUAGGGAAUGGUCACUCACAAUUUUCCAAGAGCCUGGCCUUCUCAUUGGACACCUUGAUUCCUGGGAAAGGCAAGAGUUUUUCCAAAUAAUGCAGGUUCCUUUUAUAAGUCGGUCAUUCUUCCAGUUCUUCUCAGUGGAGCGCAUUGGUAAGGUGACACAAUAUGACUGUGACAGAGAGAACUGGUUGGUGGGACAGAGGCAGCUUGCUCAGGAGAAGGAAGUGUGCAAGUCCUUUUUCUUGGAAAGCUUUCACCAUGGCCAUGUGACAGUGACAUCGCCCUCACCAUGACCCUUCUCAGAUGUGGUAGUCCUUUGGUACCUUGUGUCUUCUCUUGUAAAAAAAAAAAAAAAAAAAAAAAGUGAAAAGGAGAAAAAGAAACUCAAUCAUAAAAUAUGUCAAAAAAAAGCUAAUAUGAAUUGUGUGACAUUGCAUAACGCUGUAACGCUAACCUACAAUAUGUAAUGCUAUCUUGUAUGUGGACUUUGUUAAUGCACCACACACGUGCAAAAAUAAAGACUGAUUCACAUUAAACAGG